UUGUUAUACAAAAUUCAUGUUUAUAUAUGGGGAGGAGAGAGAGAGAGAGAGAGAGGACUUGGGAAUCUAGACACACACACACACACCGUCGUUGUCAACCGUCUUGAUUGGUCGGUAUUUCGGACUGAUCACCUAAGUUCCGGUAUUUUUCGAGUUCUGGUCUCCGACAUGUCGUUUACUUCGCCAUGUUACCAAAUCUUUCGGUGUAUAGACUCUGAACAACGCAAAAGCACCAGUCGUGCUAGUUUCAAAUGUCCCGCGUGUGCCAAAACCUACACAGAUUUGGAAGUGGAUCGCCUGUUGGAUCCGGAAAAUCCUGGACGACUGAUAUGUGGUUACUGUCAAACGGAAGUUGUCGAAGAGAAAGACAAUGUCUCUCGAACCGAUGCCCGAGCUCUGAUAGCCAAAUUCCAUCACCAGGUAAAAUGUACAGCUUUUCCCGUUUACCUUAACAUGACUAAUUUUUCCACCAAUCUGCAGUUUUUCAUUGGAACUGGGUUCACAUUCCUACCGGGAAUACCUAUUUCAACCGUUGGUUGUAAUUCGUACAAGUUUUCUCUUUUCCAUAACCAUACGCAUUCCUUCACUGUGAUUACCAGUUUUUCCGGCUGUUGA
Molecule: messenger RNA, 615 nt
Organism: Echinostoma caproni
Lineage: Eukaryota; Metazoa; Platyhelminthes; Trematoda; Plagiorchiida; Echinostomatidae
Source: the annotation of a GenBank genome assembly